AUGUCAAGCCAGCAGGUGUCGGCAGCGGUGGCCGCUGCCACCGGCGGCCAGCGCCUGCAGGCGCUCCCCCUUCGCCGGCUCCCCUCGACCACCAUUUCGUCCAUCCGCUGGCGCCUGCACAAGGCAUCCCGCCUGCAGCCGGGGGUGGUGCAGGCUUUCGGCCGGGACGCCAGCCGCCCCGGUCGGCCGGAGCUCCUCUCGCCCAGCUGGGCCGGCCGGCCGGUCACCUACUCCGACGAUGGCAAUGACGAUGACGAUGACGAUGACGAUGGCCAUAGCAGUGGCCACGACGGCGAAUUGGCCAGCUCGGGCCUCAGGCGGCGGGGCCUUUCCGAUGACGAUGACCAUGACGAUGAGGAUGGGGAUCGCGGGCACUCCGGGCGUGGCGCCCGGGCGUCCGGGCGCCGGCGCCGGCCUCGCAGCCAGUCAGCCCGGCGCAGUGCGUCGGCCUUCUCGAACAGCGUUUCGACCGGCCUCAUCGGGCCCAUUCGCGCGGACACCUUCGACCUCGGCGAUUCGGACGAGGAAGCCGGCGGCAAGAGCGCACGCCUGGGCCAGCGCCGGAAGCGCAUCCCCUGGGACGCCCUGUCAACACAGCGUUUGGUGUACUCGGUCAUCGUCGGGGCGACCGCCAGCGAGGAGGCCCGCCGUCGGGGGGGUCUCCCGUGGGGCCUAAUCACCACGCUGGUGGGGCAGCUGUCAGUCGCCGCCUGCCAGCGGCGAAUGAUCUCCCUCCGGACCGGCAACCCCCAGCUGGAGGGAUUCAUUCGUGAUCGGCAGCGCAUCCGACGGAAUCUUUGGACCGCACAGUAUGGUCCCCGGGGGACACAGCUGCACGAGUCCCAUGAAUUGUGGAUCUCGCGCGAUAUCAUGUCCGAGGAGGAGCUCCUCAGCGAGGUGGACCGGUGGCCACCGAUCGAGGAGCACUAUCUCCGGUCCCUGGCCGAGGGGGACGGCGGGCCUGCCAGCAUGGACGUCGACAUGUCGACCGCCGCGUCUGCCGACGCCCCCGCCGCCGAGGUGGCAACCUUCACCCCGGGCCGACAUAACCUGCCCGGGUACAAGCCGCUGCCGCGUCUGCUGCGCAACCAUGCGGACUUUGUGCACACCUAUCGACCCGUGCGGACGGCCAGCUCUCGGCCGCCCUUCGAGUCCUCCAUGCAGGGCACCGCGCGGCUCAGUCGCCUGGUCCAGCGGAACAUGUGGACUUCGUUCGGCCUGGCGGCCGGCGUGACGCCCCCGAGCCGGCGGGCUGCCAGUGCGCAGGACACCCGUGCAUCGCUCAUGCCCGGGCUUGGCCCGGGGUGUGGCCCCGAUGCGCUGACCCUCCCACGCUGGGUGGUGGCCGGUCCUCUGCGAAACCCACACCUCCAAGGCGCGAAUGGCUCCUCCGGGGGUGCCGGCGGCGCGGCUUCGGCCGAUCGCCACGCCGAGCACAAUGCCUGGCAAGUGCGCGGCGCGUUGUCUGCCUCGCUUCAAGACCGCCGCCACUAUCUGUCUGGCAACUACAUCCGAUCAAACCAUCAACCAGCUGCCGGGUCGCCGAAUCCUCUGCUGGCCCUGGAGGACUCGUGCACCACGGCCCCGGGGACCGGGCGCACGCUUUGGGACAUGGCCAGCACCGGCUGGCAGCCGCCGACCACCGGCCCUGUCACUCCGACGGGUCCGAUUGUUGCGUGUGACCACUUGCUAGCUUUCCCCCCCACAUCGGAAGCCGACCGUGCGGAGCACUUCUUCCAAGCACUGAACCUCAUCAAGUCGGUGCUUCUCCAGCCCGGGAAGUCCGUGGAUCCCUUGAUUAUCUACCUUCUUGCGCGUCAACUGCCGACCACGGCCUUCGAGGCGGCCUUCUCCUCUUCCGAGAAGCUUGGCAUGAUUCAGCUGGCCGCGCCGUCCGUGAUUGUUGCUCCCUCGGCCGGGUCGGCAGCAAUGGCCAACGCUCCGGCCGCCACCGCGCCAACGGCAACAAGCGACUCGAUGACCGUGGAAAGUCCGGCGCCUGUGGCCACUCCCGCCUCCGUGGCCAGCCCCCUGUCUCCGGUGGCGCCUGCGGGCUCGGUGUCCCCAUCGGCGACCGGCGCCCCGGCAUCCGCGUUGUGCUCUACGGCCACACACCCAGCGGCCGCAUCAGGCGCGGCCUCGGCAAGUGGCAAUGCCAGCUCCGGUGCACCGGCGCCCAGGGAGGCCCUCGCCACGGUAUCCACCCCCGCCCGGCCGCUCAAUGUGACGGAGCGCUUUUUGGCGGCCCUCUUCGGCACCUCCUCGGCCCUCAGCAAUGCGUCGGGCUCCUCGCAGGAUGGCGCGGUCGCCGCUCUGCUUGCCGGUGCGACUGCCUGCCAUGCGGCCCUGACGCGGGACCUGGCCCCGGCCGAGUCGCUGUUCGAUGAUGUGGCCUCGGCCUCGGCCACCGAGACCACGACCAGCCAUGAGGAUGAGGAAACGCCCGCCUUCACCCUGCCGAUGGUGUGGCAUGGCGGGGCGGUGGCCUGCAUCUUGGGCCUGCGCCACACGGGCCGCAUCAGCAUCCUCCCGCAAUUCGACCACUUCCCCCUGGGGCUGGGCGCGGAUCGCAGUCAUGCGCCCCACGGUGCGGGUGGCUCGCUGGCCGGCGCCACCGGCCCGGCCUCCACCUCCGGUGGUUCCUCCCUGAAUGGUGGCGAUGUCCAGUCCCCCGGAGCCGGGGGCGACCUGGCCAGCGGUCCGCAGUCCCCGUCGGCGGCCUCGGUGGCUGGCGAGCAGAAUGACGGGCUGGACAGCCUCCGGCAGUUGGCCUUUGCCCAUGGCCGGUAUGGCCGGUCGGGCGUCAGUCUUCUCGAGAGCCUGCAGCUGGUGGUCCAACCGGCAUGGGCAAAUAGCGCCCUGGCCGGGCAGCAUGGCCAGGACCCCCGUCAGCCAACGGCGGCCCCGGCUCAGCGUACGCCACGCAGCUUGCAGCUGACCUCCCUCUUGGAAAGCCCCUCCUGCCCGGCAGCCGGCCCGGGAGCCACCGCCACCUCGGUGGCCACGGUCCCCGCCCGGCGCGUGCCGCCUGGCCAGGAAGAGCCCUCCUCUGAUCCGCAUGCCCUGGCGGAGCCCUUGCGGUCGGCCACCCUGCUCGGGCCGCGGCCGGCCAUUCCGCUGGCUCCCCAUGCCACUGGUCUGGACCCGAGCACGGUGCCCGGGUCGGAACGGUGGGCUCCGGCCCUGCACCAAUGGCUACUGUCGCUCGGCUGGCAUGCAUCCCUGCGUGCGGACGAGGCGCUCGGCCUUGGCGCCGGAGCGCACGGCGUGGGCUUCAGCCAGGAGGUGGCCUUGCUGCCUCAUACCCUUCUCUUUGCGAGCAUCUGGCGCGCCGGGUCCGCCGGCGUGCGGGAGUCCAUCGUCGCACGGGAUCCGGCCCUGGCUGCCUUCUCCUUCGAGCAUAUCCACCUGGCCCUUGCGCACUUGGUGGGCUUCGGACUGGUCAUUCGUGAGGGCCAUGUCAAGACCACGCUCCUUGCCAGUCCCUUCUUCCUGGAGCAGAUGGAUCGCAGUAGGGUCCGCCUCCCUCGGCGGCCCUGGUCUGAUUUGGCGGCCGGCUACAACCGCCAGCUUUUCGAUUCCUUCCAGCAUGCGCUCAUUCGGCAAAUGGUCCUAACCGGCGGUGUCGCAGAUGAGCCGACCCUCCUUGCGGCAAUGGCAGAGCUGGUGUCCAUGGGCGACCUGCGCGAUUUGCUGGACCACUUGAUUUGUCUGCGCGUCCUGCUGCCGGACUUGGCCGUGGCCCUUGCCCAGCCGGGGUCCUUCGCGGACACAGUCAUCUCGAUGGAGGAGUCCACCGGCCAGGCAACGAUCACCACAGCCGGGGCAUUCCUCCGAUGCCAUCUGGGCAUCAAUGCCGCGCCCUUCGACCAUUACGGCGGAUUGGGUCUGUCGCCGGCCGAGGAGCAGGCCGGCCGGCUUCCAUCCCGGGAGGACCCCCCAUCGCGCCGGUCGGCCCACACGGCCAUCCGUGUUCGGCGCUCCUUCCGUCUGAGUCCGGUUUGGUUUGAGCGCGCCAACCACUCCAUUUCGGCCACCGAGUUCCUCAACCUGCGGGGGGAUCAGUCGCAGCCGCACUUCCCGCCGGUCGGGACGGCCGCCACCAUCGCCCGAGACACGGAGACCGUGGCGCAGUCGGCCGGCUAA
This is a messenger RNA of Fonticula alba, 4146 nucleotides long. RefSeq lists its product as hypothetical. The coding region runs from base 1 to 4146 and encodes 1381 amino acids. The record is from RefSeq and is a predicted model, not a curated record. NCBI's taxonomy places the organism in Eukaryota, Rotosphaerida, Fonticulaceae. The transcript is spliced from 8 exons.